AUGGCCGGCUUUUCGUUCAUCUAUUAUAUGACCCUCAGUGUGUUUUUUGUUCGCGGGCAGCCUGUCGUGAAUCAAACGGGAAUUGAGGACAACGAAUAUAUCGUCGAACUCAAACCAUGGGUUGCAGAGUCUGAUCCUGAUGCCGCCAUCUUAACUCUGAUCAACUUUGCGUUGUCCGAGGAUCCAAGGGUGGUCAUCUUCCAUAAUUACAGCAUCUUUGACUUCGUGGGCGUGGCCCUCAACACGACCCAGAGAGCCAUUUCGGCCAUCCGGGCACAUAGUUCAGUUCAAGACGUUUGGCCUAACCGUUAUGUAUUGAAUGAUGCCGCCUAUCUGGAGGUUAAAAAACAGCGCGUUGACAACAAUGCUGAGGGGGACAUUUGGGGCCUGGCCAGAAUAUCUCAGAGACAAAAACUGAAUCUGGCUGAAGAAAUGUUCUAUGAAUACGACAAUAUCGCAGGCAGUGAGGUUUACGCUUAUGUGAUCGACAGUGUAGUUGACGUUAGACACCCAGACUUUGAAGGGCGGGCCCAGUUUGGGUACAAUGCAGUUGAUGAAACUACGAACUUCCCCGUAAAUCUUUUACAAGACCCCAAGCAAACACACGGGACACACGUAGCAGGAACGAUUGGCGGUAAAACGCAUGGCGUGGCUAAAAAAGCAACCAUAGUGUCUGUUAAAGCCGACACAAAAGUAGGGAAUAGUGGGAGAGGAGAACAUGAAUUUCGUUUCCAGUCCGACGACCUUAUUGAAGCAUUGGAAUGGAUAGAAGAGGAUCAUAGUCAGAGAAAAGCAAAGGACAGCAAAGCUAAAUCAGUCAUCAACAUGUCUCUCGGGGGAUUUGCCAAUGGUAGUAAGCCAACCGUUGUAGAAAAGACUAUAAUAAAACUUAUUAAAAAGGCGGGGAUUCCAAUUGUUGUUUCAGCGGGUAAUGCCGCUUACCAUGCUUGCAAUCAAACCCCCGCUCGUGUUGCUGACGCCAUAACUGUCGGAUGCUCGGACUAUGACGAUCGACUGUGUACAUUUUCCAAUCACGGCAACUGUGUUGAUAUCAUAGCACCAGGUUACCAGACUCUGUCUACGCUGCCUAACAACGGAGCUGGGAAAAAAAGCGGUACGUCUAUGAGCGCCCCACACGUCAGCGGCGUCGUCGCGCGCUUCCUAGCGCUUCAUGACACGCCCCCGACUCCAGAAAAGAUCAAACAAUGGCUCAUUGAGAAAUCGACCAAGGAUGCCGUCACACUCCGUCCUACGGCCGUCGGUACUCCAAAUCGUCUGCUCUUCAUGUCGCCGAAUCAGAUGUUAAUCAACGGGCAUUCCACCUCGGCUUCGAGUCAGAUCAAAGGGAUUUCUGCCUUUACCCUUUUUCUGAUCAUUGCUGGCUCGGCCUCCUUUGUAUUUGAUUUCGCUGUUUCAAAAGAAGCAGAUUACUAG
Lingula anatina is the source of this 1434-nucleotide messenger RNA. RefSeq lists its product as uncharacterized. Gene Ontology annotation, biological process: proteolysis. NCBI's taxonomy places the organism in Eukaryota, Metazoa, Brachiopoda, Lingulata, Lingulida, Lingulidae. Gene Ontology annotation, molecular function: serine-type endopeptidase activity. The record is from RefSeq and is a predicted model, not a curated record.